AUGCUACUGACGCCUUCAGCCACAUCCUCGCCCUGGACAUUGAGGACGAAAGGGCGGGCCAUGAAAAUGCGCUUUGAGUCAGGGUUCAAUGGGGUUUCUUCAACAUCAGAUGCGCGCCCCUGCCUGUUCUCCAGAGGGAGGUUGCAGUUGGAAGUCUACACUUGGAGGAUCCAAGAAGCUGUUCUAGCACUAGAGCCUAACCCAGAUCACUUCACCAAGGUCCGUUGGGAGGAAGGCUUGCGCCGGGAGAUGUUUGCCAUCAGGGGUAUCUGUGGCGACCUCGUGUUGGCGGGUCAUGCUGACCAUAUUGACCAUGGCGGAGUUAUCGCCAGUGUCCUCAGCAUCUGCACUUUCAAUCACGAAGUUCUGCGCCCCAUCAGCAUUGACAUCAAGGCAAUUCCACACCCCACCACCCUCGUUCCUCGUCCUAAGAACCUACUCGAGGAUUCACCCGACUACUGGUGGAAAUGGGAUCAUCAGGUUGGGCCGGUGGGGAGCCCUAUGGAGGCCUGGUGGUACAAACUUGGUGAUCCCUGGAAGAAGGUGUACACCAUCUCCGAGUCUACACUGGUGCAGCUUGAACAGCUGCAUGUUCGCGUCGCGAACCUCACUAGUUGGUUGCACAAGAGGACAGAUCAGAACCUGGAUGUGGUGCUGGAAGAGCUGCGGGACGCGACGCGGCAGCUGCAUGAGUUAGGAAUGUAA
Messenger RNA from Sparassis crispa, 705 nucleotides. RefSeq lists its product as hypothetical. NCBI's taxonomy places the organism in Eukaryota, Fungi, Basidiomycota, Agaricomycetes, Polyporales, Sparassidaceae. Bases 1 to 705 code for a protein of 234 amino acids. The transcript has 4 exons. The record is from RefSeq and is a predicted model, not a curated record.